Messenger RNA from Sinocyclocheilus rhinocerous, 1429 nucleotides. Its product is annotated as X-ray repair cross-complementing protein 5. Gene Ontology annotation, biological process: DNA recombination; telomere maintenance; double-strand break repair via nonhomologous end joining. The record is from RefSeq and is a predicted model, not a curated record. NCBI's taxonomy places the organism in Eukaryota, Metazoa, Chordata, Actinopteri, Cypriniformes, Cyprinidae. Gene Ontology annotation, molecular function: double-stranded DNA binding; damaged DNA binding; DNA helicase activity. Gene Ontology annotation, cellular component: Ku70:Ku80 complex; nucleus.
AUGCAAAAUAUUCCCGUUCACGUGUUUGCUGAGAAUAAGGAUGAGGUGGGUUUGGUGCUGUUUGGUACCGACAGCACUAAGAACCGUCUGGCCAAAGACGGCCAGUAUGAGAACAUCACGGUUCACCGUCACCUCAUGAUGCCUGAUUUUGAGCUGCUUGAGGACAUUGAGAGCAAACUGCAACCUGGUGGUCAGCAAGCGGACUGUAUCCUUCCAAUUCAUUGUCAUCAGUUUAUGGGAAUCCAAGUUGUCAGUUGCAAAGUUUUUGCUCCCAGAGAUGAUGAGCAUGCAGCAGUGGUGCUGUCCACUCUGAUCUCCCUCGACAGUCUAAAGAAGGCAGCGAUUGUGCGUUAUGCUUACAAUCAUCGCAGCAACCCUCAAGUGGGCGCCGCUUUUCCCUGCAUAAAGGAGAAAUAUGAAUGUCUGCUGUACGUGCAGCUGCCGUUUAUGGAGGAUCUCCGACAGUUCACUUUCCCAGUGCUGGACAACAACAAGAAGUUCACGCCUUCAGAGUCUCGGCUGUCAGCCGUCGACGCCCUGAUCGACUCCAUGAUGCUGGUGCAAAAGGAUGAUGAUGGAGAGAGCGUGGAUGUCUUCAAAGUCAACCACAUUCCAAACCCACAGUUCCAGAGACUUUUCCAAUGCUUGCAUCACCGCGGUGUGAAUCCUGACGAUCCCCUGCCGCCUGCAGAGCCUAAGAGGCUGAAGAGGGAUCUAGAGCGGCCCCAGGACGUGUCGACCCGCUGCCAGGCCCCUCUGCAGGACGUCAAGACCAAGUUCCCUCUGAAAGUGGUGGAAAAGAAGGAGCAGAAGACAAGCGCAGACGUGUUCGGCAGCAGGGUCACAUAUUUGCACAGCUGGUUUUCUGUUCUCAAGUUUAACCUGGCCGAGAUUACGGAGGGAAACUUUACAUCGGUUGGCAGCGUCAAUCCAGUCAGAGAUUUCUGCAGACAGACCGUUUCUUUCGAUCAGGUAUGCCAGCAGCUGACCUACAGGAUUGAGCAGUUGCUCGGCAACAGGAGCCCCGAGUACUACAUGAAGAGCAUCGCCUGUAUCCAGGCCUUCAGGGAUCAGUCCGUAUCGAGCGUAAACGCAGAGCUGUUCAACAGCUACAUGCAGUCCCUGAAGAGGAGCGUUGCUGACAGGAAUCUUCAGGAGUUCUGGGAUCUGCUCGUCAAGCAUGUGCUUUUGUUUUCAGAUGCUCUGACGCUGAUAAGCAAGGAUGAAGUGGACGGAAGCACCAUUUCUAAACAAGAUGCAAACCAGUUCUUGGUGUUUGAGCAGAAAGAGAAAGUGCAAGCGGCUCCAGCGCAGGACGACACUGGAGAUGUGGACGAUCUGCUGGACAUGAUGUAAAGCGGAUGUCUUCAACACCUGCGUCCAUCCACCUCAUGCAACUCCGUUUCUUGUGUUUAAUUAUGAAACACAC